This is a messenger RNA of Acanthopagrus latus (yellowfin seabream), 1791 nucleotides long. RefSeq names its product dual specificity protein phosphatase 18. The coding region runs from base 345 to 1058 and encodes 237 amino acids. The record is from RefSeq and is a predicted model, not a curated record. Gene Ontology annotation, cellular component: cytoplasm. Lineage: Eukaryota; Metazoa; Chordata; Actinopteri; Spariformes; Sparidae. Gene Ontology annotation, molecular function: MAP kinase tyrosine/serine/threonine phosphatase activity. Gene Ontology annotation, biological process: protein dephosphorylation. The transcript is spliced from 2 exons.
UCUGUUGUCUGGGGAUCCAGGGUGUGGUUAGCCUAGCUUAGCAAUGGAAGCAGGGGGAACUGUAAAGGCCCCACACACCGCCCAGACUGACACCAACAGCCAGCUGCCUUUAUCCGACCACUCUGUUGCCUCUUGUCUGACCCAUUCAGCAGAAAAGUUGCAUUGAACCCACCACCUUGACGUGCUGCCAGCUCCACAGUAGCGUGAAUGUUCUGUGCUUGCGCGAGAUGCAAAUUAGCAGGUGGCGCUAGUGUAUAAAAAAGAUGCUGGACAAGAGGUUCAUGCACGCAACUUAAACCUUCCAACUCUCUGUCUGUCAGUUAUUGGUCGGCUGCAGACGCGUCAUGGUGUCGGAGCUACAGCUGGUCCCUCGAGGCCAGUCGGUGUGUCAGGGAGAUUUGAAGAUUGGCGUCAUGUCGCUCUCUCAGAUCACGCCCACCCUGUUCCUCAGCGGGGCCGACGCCCCCCUCAACGCCGCCCUGGUGUCACAGAAAGGCAUCACCCUGAUCGUUAACGCCACGCUCAACCACGCCUGCCCCGCCUACCAGGGGGUGGAGUGUGUGCGGGUUCCUGUCUCUGACCUGCCCAGCGCCCGCCUCGGAGACCACUUCGACCGAGUGGCCGAGCGUAUCCAUGGCAACCGUGCAGGAGGCACACUGGUGCACUGUGCCGCCGGUAUGAGCCGCUCACCGGCGUUGGUGAUGGCGUACCUGAUGCGUUACAGAGCGGUGACGCUGUGCCAGGCGCACCGCUGGGUCCAGGAGAGCCGACCCUACGUCAGGCUGAACGCCGGCUUCUGGGAGCAGCUGCUGCAGUACGAGAGGAGGCUGUAUGGGAAGAACACUGUCAAGGUGGCAGCAGUGGAAGAGACGGUGCCGCCAUUGAUGCCAGGAACACAGAGAUCGGUGCUGACGCCGCCGCCGCAGCAGAGGAACUGGUUAACACUGGUACCCAGGUCACCGCUGAUGACCCGGACCUCAGUGAUGUCACGAUCACAGGUGAUGACACCUGCAAGCAGGCGAAGAAGAGGAUCCAAACCCAGCAGCAUCAAAGUCUGAGGACUGACAUCAAUGAAAUAAACAAACCUGCUGCCUACAUCACCCACAAUGCAACACGGCCACUCACAGACCCCACACUGAUCUCAGACCAGAGGAUGAGUUUAACUUUGGGGAAUGUUGAGUCUUAGAAUAAGUGCCAUUGACCAAUAGAAAGCUGGCCUGACAGAUCGGUCCUCUGAUUGGAUGGAGAGCAGGACAGUCCAAAAUGGAUGAUGCUGUUGUAGCAAAUCAGCUGAGAGCUAACUGGUAACAGCUAACAGCAACUGUGGCUGGUUCUAUGUACUACAUUCCCAGAUGGCUAGCAUGUUAGCCGUUAGCCUACCAGCUCUUCACACAAGGUCACCAAACCUUCAGCUGUGACUCUGAUGAGAGGACGCAGACGUAAACUCCACUCAGACUCUUCCUGGUGUGACUGUGUCUCUAAUGUUUCACAUUCUGAACACAAAAAUCUGUUAUUUCUUUUGUUUUGUUUUGUAACUCUUUAGUUUUUGGGGCCACAUUUCUGUGAUCAUGUCCUGAAGGAAGGAGGCAGAACAGUUGUUGCUCUGGAUGUAGCUGCAGGAUGACGUCUGUAGCCAACUGAAGUUAGCAUCACUUUAGUUCCUCUGAGAUUAUUGUUCUGUAUUCUGGAUUAUUCUGUGUUCGUCCGGAUAAUAUCUGGAAUGAUUCCAGAUUCAAGAAAGAAAAAACUUCACUUACUCAUUUUUAUGACUGAAUAAACAAACACGUUUCA